AUGGACGACAGGUUCUACUCAGUAAUCUUCCCAGAUGUGCGGAAUUUCCGCCCCUUUACUGUCGACUCUCUGGCUGCCAUCAAUAAGCGCAUCGCCAUGCAGAAAGAACAAAAGAAGGCCAAAGAUAAGACAGCCACAGAACCCCUGCCUCGACCUCAGCUUGACUUAAAAGUCUCCAGGAAGUUGCCCAAGUUGUAUGGUAACAUUCCUCCUGAGCUCAUAGCAAAGCCCCUGGAAGACUUGGACCCCUUCUAUAGAAAUCAUAAGACAUUUAUGGUGUUGAACAAAAAGAAAACCAUCUACCGCUUCAGUGCCAAGCGCGCCUUGUUCAUUUUUGGACCUUUCAAUUCAUUCAGAGCUUUAGCCAUUAAAAUCUCAGUGCAUUCAUUGUUCAGCAUGUUCAUCAUCGGCACAGUUAUCGUCAACUGUGUGUUCAUGGCCACCAACACUGGGAAGGACAGCAGUAUAAAUGCCAACACUACUGAUGUGGUCGAGUAUGUCUUCACUGGGAUAUAUGUUUUUGAAGCCUUCAUAAAAAUAUUGGCAAGAGGCUUUAUUCUGGAUGAGUUUUCUUACCUUCGAGAUCCUUGGAACUGGCUGGACUCCAUUGUCAUUGCAACAGCGUUUCUAUCAUUUUUCCCAAACACCAGCAACAGUGUGUCAUCCUUGCGGACUUUCAGAGUGUUCAGAGCUUUGAAAGCAAUUUCAGUAGUUUCAGGUCUAAAGGUCAUCGUGGGGGCCUUGCUUCGCUCUGUGAAGAAGCUUGUUGAUGUGAUGAUCCUGACCCUCUUUUGCCUGAGCAUCUUUGCCCUGGUCAGUCAACAGCUCUUCAUGAGAUGUCUAAACCAGAAAUGUGUCAGGAAGGACUGUAUAGCUAACUCUACUAUUAUAAACACAGAUUGCUUUGAAAAGAAAGGUAACUCUGCGGAAUAUAAACUGUGUAGGAAGGGCGACAGUUCUUGUUCUGAAGCAUUUGAAUGUGAACACACCAAAUACAAUCCUGACUAUAAUUACACAAAUUUUGACAACUUUGGCUGGUCUCUUCUUGCCAUGUUCCGGCUUAUAACCCAAGAUUCCUGGGAAAAGCUUUAUCAACAGACCCUGCGCACCAGUGGACUCUACUCAGUUUUCUUCUUCGUGUUAGUCAUCUUCCUGGGCUCUUUCUACCUGAUUAACUUAACUCUGGCUGUUGUCACCAUGGCUUAUGAGGAGCAGAACAGAAAUGUAAUUGCUGAGACGGAGGCCAAGGAAAAGAUGUUUCAGGAAGCCCAGCAGCUGUUAAAGGAGGAGAAGGAGGCUCUGGUUGCCAUGGGAAUUGACAGAAGUUCACUUAAUUCCCUUGAAGCAUCAUCUUUUUCCCCAAAGAAGAGAAAGCUCUUUGGUAAAAAAAACAGGAAGUCCUUUUUGAGAAGGUCUGGAAAAGACCAGGCUUCAGGAUCUGAUUCGGAUGAAGAUUCCAAGAAAACGCCACACCUCCUGGAGCAAACCAAACGGCUCUCCCAGAAUCUAUCAGUGGACCACUUUGAUGAACACAAAGACCCCUUACAAAGGCAGAGGGCUCUGAGUGCUGUAAGCAUCCUUACCAUCACUAUGCAGGAGCAAGAAAAAUCACAGGAACCUUGCCUCCCAUGUGGGGAAAACCUGGCAUCCAAGUACUUCAUAUGGGACUGUUGCCCUCAAUGGGUAUGCUUUAAGAAGGCGCUGAGAACUGUGAUGACUGACCCCUUUACUGAGCUAGCAAUCACUAUCUGCAUCAUAGUCAACACUGUCUUCUUGGCCAUGGACCAUCACGGAAAGAAUGAAAGCUUUGAGAAGAUGUUGUUUACAGGGAAUCAGGUUUUCAGCGCCAUUUUUAUAGCAGAAAUGUGUCUAAAAAUCAUUGCACUUGAUCCCUACCAUUAUUUUCAACGAGGCUGGAACAUUUUUGACUGCAUUGUUGCGCUUCUGAGUUUUGUAGAUGUGUUAAACCCACGUUGGUCAUUCCUCCGUUCCUUCAGAGUGGUGAGGGUCUUCAAGUUAGCCAAAUCCUGGCCAACUUUAAACACUCUGAUAAAGAUCAUUCGGCACUCCUUUGGAGCCCUUGGGAAUCUGACUGUAGUGCUGGGUAUCGUUGUCUUUAUUUUCUCAGUAGUUGGCAUGCAGCUUUUUGGCUCCAAAUUCAAAGCACAAAGGCUUAACUGUAAUGAAUCAACAUCUUCAUGUUUACGGCGCUGGCACAUGGAGGAUUUCUACCACUCCUUCCUGGUGGUGUUCCGCAUCCUCUGCGGGGAAUGGAUUGAGAGCAUGUGGGAAUGUAUGCAAGCAACUAAUGGUUACCUGUGUAUUAUUGUCUUUUUAUCGAUCAUGGUGAUAGGAAAACUUGUGGUGCUUAACCUCUUUAUUGCCUUGCUGCUCAAUUCCUUCAGCAAUGAGGAGAAAGAUGGAAACUCAGAAGGCGGAGCCAAGAAAACCAAAGUCCAGCUGGCCCUGGAUAGGGUCCACUGGGCUUUUUGUUAUUUAAUGCAUAGUCUUCAGCAUUUCUGUUGCAAGUGGUGUGGAAGGCAAAACUUAGCAAAGCAAAAAGAGGCUACCGAAGGUUCUGCUUUUCAGAGCAAGGAUAUCAUUCCCCUGGUCACAGAGAUAAAAAGGAAUCCAGAGGUCCUGGAGGAGUUUCGUACACCGGCCUCUGGGACAAAAGUCACGGACGAUGGGCAGGAGCGGACUCCGUUGGCCCCACUUGCAGAGGAAGAAUAUGAUAUUGAAUUUCCUGAUGAAGAGAAUGUACAGUUUGAAGUCACACAACUUCAAACUGGAAACCAGGCCUAUGAAUUCCAUCAGCAUACCACAAAGUCUACCAACCAAGAUGUUCAAAGUGUGGAAACUGAAGUGUUCGCUGAAGAUGAUGAUUAUCAUCCCCGAAAGAAAUCUGAUGCAAUCAGUGUGCUGUCGGAAUGUAGUACCAUUGAUCCUGUGUAUGCCUUUAGACGGGUAUCUGCAAUCGUUCCCAAAAAGCAACCAGAGAGAUGUUUACCCAAAGGCCUGUGUUGCUGUUUUUCAUGCUGUGUCAUGGACAAGAGAAAGUCCCCUGGGAUCUUGUGGUGGAACCUGCGGAAAACCUGCUACCAAAUAGUGAAACACAGCUGGUUUGAGAACUUUAUUAUCUUUGUGAUUCUGCUGAGCAGUGGGGCUCUGGUAUUUGAAGAUAGUCGCCUUGAGUCAAAGACAACCAUCAAAACCUUACUAUGUACUAUGGAUUUAAUUUUCACAAACAUUUUUAUCCUGGAGAUGUGUCUGAAAUGGGUGGCCUUUGGAUUUAAGAAGUAUUUUACCAGUGUCUGGUGCUGGCUCGAUUUCAUCAUUGUGAUUAUCUCUAUACUCAGUCACAUCAAUUUACCGACCAUAAAAUCCUUCCGGACUCUAAGAGCCUUGAGGCCCCUUCGAGCACUGUCCCAGUUUGAAGGAAUGAAGGUGGUGGUCAAUGCUCUCAUAGGUGCCAUACCUGCCAUUUUGAAUGUUUUGCUUGUCUGCCUCAUUUUCUGGCUCAUAUUUUGUAUUCUGGGAGUAAACAUGUUUUCUGGAAAAUUUAGAAGAUGCAUUAAUGGAACAGAUAUGAACUCAGUUAUAGAUCCUAAUAUCGUUGCAUACCGAAACCAAUGUGUGAAUGGAAAUUACUUCUGGGUCAACCUAAGAGUCAACUUUGACAAUGUGGGAAUGGCUUACCUCGCUCUGCUGCAAGUGGCAACAUUUAAGGGCUGGAUAGAUAUUAUGUAUGCAGCUGUCGAUUUCAGAGGGGAAGAAGAACAGCCAAUGUUUGAGGUGAAUCCAUACAUGUACCUAUACUUCGUCGCUUUUAUCAUUUUUGGCUCAUUCUUCAGUCUGAAUCUUUUUAUUGGUGUUAUCAUUGACAACUUCAACCAACAACAGAAAAAGAUAAGUGGCCAAGACAUUUUUAUGACAGAAGAACAGAAGAAAUACUAUAAUGCAAUGAAAAAAUUAGGAUCCAAAAAACCUCAAAAACCCAUUCCAAGGCCUCUGAACAAAUGCCAAGGUCUCGUGUUCGACCUAGUCACAAACCAAGUCUUUGACGUCCUCAUCAUAAGUUUCAUUAUCCUAAACUUGAUUAGCAUGAUGGCUGAAUCAGCUGACCAAUCUGACGACAUGAAAAAGAUCCUUGAAUACCUCAACCUGGCCUUUGUGGCUAUCUUUACAAUAGAGUGUCUCAUCAAAAUCUUUGGUUUGAGACAAUACUACUUCAUCAAUGGCUGGAAUUUAUUUGAUUGUGUGGUCGUGGUUCUUUCUAUUGUUAGUAAGUAA
This is a messenger RNA of Chrysochloris asiatica (Cape golden mole), 4293 nucleotides long. RefSeq names its product sodium channel, voltage-gated, type XI, alpha subunit (gene SCN11A). Gene Ontology annotation, molecular function: voltage-gated sodium channel activity. The transcript has 26 exons. Bases 1 to 4293 code for a protein of 1430 amino acids. Gene Ontology annotation, biological process: neuronal action potential; sodium ion transmembrane transport; membrane depolarization during action potential. Lineage: Eukaryota; Metazoa; Chordata; Mammalia; Afrosoricida; Chrysochloridae. The record is from RefSeq and is a predicted model, not a curated record. Gene Ontology annotation, cellular component: voltage-gated sodium channel complex; axon; plasma membrane.